Molecule: messenger RNA, 903 nt
Organism: Trachymyrmex septentrionalis
Lineage: Eukaryota; Metazoa; Arthropoda; Insecta; Hymenoptera; Formicidae
Exons: 5
Coding region: 1-903 (300 amino acids)
Source: RefSeq, a predicted model, not a curated record
AUGGGGAUAGCGGUCGACUGUGUCGAUGAACAACAAAGCUUCGGCACUUCCAUGGGCUCUCCUUUAUCUCCUGUAAUAGCGGGCUUGGUGAUGAGGAGACUUGAGACAGUGUCCUUGAUGUCGUUGGACUUGGAGGUAGUAUUUUAUUUCAGAUACGUGGAUGACAUUUGCACUGCGGUUGUUCCCUCGAAAAUUGAUUCGGUAUUAGAAAAAAACAGACACACAACACAUAGAGUUUUGGCUGACAAUGACAGGGAGAAUGAGUCUGUUUCUUGGCUUACGGUGCCAUUCAUCCCUUUCCACACGGAGAAAUUCAAACGCUUCAAUAAAAACGACAUCAGGGUAUCUUUCCGUAGUCUCAAUAAACUGAACAAAUACAUCAAAGUACAGAAAGAUAUUUGUCCAUAUACUUCGAAGAGCAAUGUGGUCUACAGGAUUUCGUGUGGAGAUUGUGAUGCUUCAUACGUGGGACAGACGAGCAGAAGAUUGAAAACCAGGAUUGCUGAACAUCGCAAUCACAUUAGAUACAACACUUCUGGGCGUUCUGUCAUAACUGAGCAUAGGAGACAGCUGGAUCACGAGUUCCAAUGGGACGAAGUCGUAAUUUUGGACGAGGAGCCUUGUUACCGGAGACGUUUGGUUUCCGAGAUGCUCAAUAUCAAGAAGCAGAAGAAUGGUCUGAAUUUACAGACUGACACCGAUGGCCUACACAAGGCUUACAUUCCCAUCAUAAAUAAAAAUGAUCCGGAGUUCAAAGAAAACACGAACUGGUUCCAGAUGUUAACUGGUUCGAACAAUCCGAAGUUCCAAGAAAAUGCGAAUUGGUUCCUGAUGUUAACCGAUUUAAUUGAGGAACGUCAGAACUAUGAAGGACUAGAAAUAAAAAAUGAGCUGGACGAAUAG